GGGGCUCAAAGCAAUAUCGUGCACACGCAUUAUCACUCUUAUCAGUCAUCAUAAUUUGACAGCCCGAUGCCUGACUCGCGACGUCGGAGUCUUUUUUGGUUCGCAGAACUUCACGGCGUCAUAUAUCGUAGUCACAACGAGGUUACGCGUUCUGUUACGUGUCGCGCAAUUGUGUUAUCUCAGGAUUUUAAAAACUUAAUUUUCUUGAAGCCUUUUAAAAAUCUUUUUCAUUCUGUCAAAUAGUUUUUCUAACAAACAAUAUCUAAUAUAAUAUUCUGAUAAGCCUUCAUUUUGCAAUCUCUAUGCUGCAAUCUUUUAUGUUUUGAAAAGAAAAAUGUAGAUGUUUAUGUCAGUAUUGCAGACGUAAUUACUGGGUACGUUUAAUUAAGUUGUGUCCUUAUUUUUAUCAGGUACCUAGUUUUUAUUUUUUCUAGGUUUCUAUACUUUACUAAUUACUUUUAGUAUUAGUACGUCGCAAUCCUACCCAUUAUUCAACAAAGUUCUUUCUCAAUAAGUAAAAAUCCAUUUUGAAUUUAAGUUCUUUUUCAUCAGCUGUAACUUGCAAACAAACAUCAACUCAGUACGCUAUUGUUUUUCCAAGUGUAUCGUCCUCCGAAUGAAAUUUAAUUAAGAGAACAGUUUCUAUUUAGUAUUUACAUUUUAAAAUAUUACAUUGCAUAUUUCGGCACGUAAUAGUUUUGAACCUCGUUUUUAUUAAGAAUUUCGAUAUGAUGCGUGGAAUGUUCGUGAGAAUUUGCGCGAGAAAUCGCGUGGCGGGAGAGAGGUUUCUCGCAGGUGGACGCAAACCGAGACGUUGCGGACGUGAAUUCUGCACGGCGGUCGAGAACAACCGUUCGCCGUUGAACGGAGUACGAGUGCUGGAUCUAACGCGGAUCGUGGCCGGUCCCUACUGCACAAUGAUCCUGGGCGAUCUCGGCGCGGAGAUCUUGAAGAUCGAGCGACCCGAAGGCGGGGACGAGGCGCGCAAAUGGGGCCCGCCGUUCUUCCAGGAAACGCAGGAUUCGACUUACUUUAUGAGCGUGAACAGGAACAAGAAGAGCGUCUGCAUCGAUUUGAAGAAGGGUAAAGAGAUCAUUUACGAGCUGGCGCGGACGUGCGACGUCCUGGUGGAAAAUUACGUGCCGGGAAAGCUGAGCAGCAUGGGCUUAGGAUACGAAGAUGUGGCCGAGAUAGCGCCGCGUCUGAUAUAUUGCUCACUGACCGGCUACGGAUCCCAUGGCCCGUACGCGAAUAGACCUGGUUACGAUGUCAUCGCCGCUUCCUUAGGCGGUCUUUUGCAUAUUACCGGACCCAAGGAUGGAUCACCGUGCAAGGCCGGCGUGGCGAUGACUGAUCUGGCAACAGGUCUGUACGCUCAUGGAGCAAUUAUGGCAGCUUUACUACAAAGAUCGAAGACCAACAGAGGCCAAUGGAUACAAUGUAAUCUCUUGUCCACUCAAAUCGCAAGCCUGAUAAACAUUGCUUCAAAUUACUUAAACGGAAAUAGGGAGGCGACAAGAUGGGGAUCCGAACACGAGAGCAUAGUUCCUUACGAGGCUUUUUCCACGAAAGAUGGAUACAUGACGGUCGGGGUAGGAAGCGAUGCGCAAUUUCUGGAAUUGGUCAAAAGAUUACAAAUGUCAGAAUUACUCGCUACGGACAAGUUCAAGAAAAAUAUAGAUAGAGUUAAAAACAGAACGGAGCUACUUCGAAUUCUCAGAGAUGCACUUAAAAAGAAAACAAAUCAGGAAUGGUCUGCAAUAUUUGAUGGGGCUUCGUUUCCUUAUGGAGCAGUAAAUACUAUAAGAGAGGUAUUUGAUGACCCUCAUGUGAAGAACAUAAAAUUGGUUCAAGAAGUAGAUCAUGUUGCAGGUAAAAUGAAACUUGUUGGACCACCUGUGACAUAUAGCUACGCUACCAAUAUAGUGCGAUCACCACCACCAACAUUGGGACAGCAUACAUCUGAAGUUUUAAGAAAUAUAUUAAAUUAUUCUGAUAAUAAAAUAGAAAAUUUAAUAAAACAAAAAAUCGUGCGAUAAUAAAUAAGCAUGAGUCUCUUUUUAUCUGUAUGUUCUUAUACAGUAGUGGGAAUAACAAAUCUCAAUUUUAUAAAAUAAAAUUUUUAGAAAGCAGUUUGAUAGUAAUAACGAGUGCAUAUAUAUAAACAUUAUUGUACCAACAUUUUAUCAUAUCUUAUGUGUAUAUUAUAGAUAUUUUAAGA
Messenger RNA from Wasmannia auropunctata (little fire ant), 2221 nucleotides. RefSeq names its product succinate--hydroxymethylglutarate CoA-transferase. The record is from RefSeq and is a predicted model, not a curated record. Gene Ontology annotation, molecular function: catalytic activity. Lineage: Eukaryota; Metazoa; Arthropoda; Insecta; Hymenoptera; Formicidae. The transcript is spliced from 2 exons. Bases 729 to 2039 code for a protein of 436 amino acids.